Messenger RNA from Cephus cinctus (wheat stem sawfly), 3535 nucleotides. RefSeq lists its product as uncharacterized. Gene Ontology annotation, molecular function: metal ion binding. The record is from RefSeq and is a predicted model, not a curated record. NCBI's taxonomy places the organism in Eukaryota, Metazoa, Arthropoda, Insecta, Hymenoptera, Cephidae.
CCUUAAAUGAUAUACUUAUGAACAAUUAAUUGUUUCAUUUUGUGAGCAACAACGAUCGGUGUAUGCAUCGUUUUAAAAAGUGACUAUCACCGGUAUAUGUGUCAUAAUCCAAUAUGGUGGGGUUUACAACUUAACCUUGUUGCACUUAGCGUGAAACACGGUCGCGUCAAAAGUCAAGUCCACGAGUAACGAGGAGUAACAAUGGCACCCGUGGAUUUUUCUCCAGCAGGUAACAUGAGCGGAUUUGAAUUGGUGUGUUCCCUGAAAUCAAAUGACAUCAUUCCUGUCCAUAAAUACAAAUCCACGAACACGGGUCUUACUGUGGUAAUAGCUGAGGUCGACGGUCCAGUUGUUUGUGGAUAUCUCUGCCUUGCCACUGAAGCCUUUGAUGAUGAUGGACUACCUCAUACUUUGGAACAUCUUAUUUUCAUGGGAAGUGAAGAAUACCCAUAUAAAGGUGUACUUGAUCUGUGGGCUAAUAGAUGUCUGGCAUCUGGUACUAACGCUAUGACAGACACCGAUCACACUUUUUAUACGAUGACUACUGCUGGUAGUGAAGGGUUUCUUUCAUUAUUGCCUGUGUACCUCGAUCAUAUUCUGUAUCCUACACUUUUGGAUUCCGCAUAUAUCACCGAAGUGCAUCACAUCACAGGAGAAGGUGAAGAUGCAGGAACAGUAUAUUGUGAAAUGCAAGGAAACGAAACUACGGGAGAAGUCAUGGUAUACAGAGCAUUGUGGAGAGCUAUGUAUCCAGGUCACUGUGGUUACAAAUCCUACACUGGAGGUGCUCUAAAGAAUUUACGAGAGAGUACCAAUAACGAAAAAGUUAGGAAUUAUCACAAAGAAUUCUACAGGACAGAAAAUUUAACAGUUAUAAUAGCUGGCCAAGUUAAACAUGCUGAUGUCUUCAAGGCCUUACAUCCAAUAGAGGCGAAAGUUAUGUCAAAGGGCAGCAAAGGUCCUUUUACAAGGCCUUGGCAGAAUCCAGUACCACCGCUUACUGAAAGUGUGGAUCUGGACAUUCAUUAUCCUUGUGAUGAUGAAGACAAUGGUAUUGUUAAUGUAGGAUGGCGAGGUCCUUCUAGCGUUACCGAACUGUAUGAUCUUAUUGGAUGUUCUAUGAUCCUUAAGUAUCUUACUGAUAGCUCAGUGAGUCCUCUACAAAAGGAGUUCGUGGAAAUAGAUGAUCCUUACGCUAGUAAUGUCGCAUACUCCCUAGCUGACAAUUCGAUAUCACUCUUAUACUUGGCCUUUGAGAGUGUUCCUAAGGAAAAGAUUGGUCUUGUCAAAGAUCGUCUUAUAAAAAUUCUUUCUGAUAUAGUUACCAAAGAUAAUGGUAUUGAUAUGAAGAGAUUGCGUACUGUAAUUUAUAGAUAUACGCUCGAAACCCUGAGUGAUUUGGAGAACAGUCCACAUCAUUCUGUGGCAUAUAAGAUCAUUGGUGACGCCCUUUAUGGAAAUACGAAGGACGACCUGAGUCAGAGGUUGAAUGAGGUUGAGGAUCUAGGAAAAUUAAGCGCAGAACCGGAGUCAUAUUGGGUAAAUCUCAUUAAAAAAUACCUGGUAGAUGCACCAAUUGUAGUAGUCAAAGGAAUUCCUAGUAUUGAAACACAGCGAGAAAUGGCUAGUUUGGAAAAAGAACGUAUAAAGAAUCAAAUAGAGAGAUUGGGCGAAGAAGGUCUCAAACAAAAAGAACGUGAACUUCAGGAAGCUAUUAUUCAUAAUGAGAGACCAAUUCCUGAUGACAUGCUAAUGUCAGUAUCUAUCCCAAGCACAGAUUCUAUCAAUUUCCAUCACAUUAAAAGCUACACGUCUGAUACAACAGAACAACAUCCAAAACUAGAUGUGGGUAACUUGCCAUUCUACACUUAUCUGGAUCAUGUCAACACAAACUUUGUCUAUAUGCUUGUCGUCCUGGAUACUUGUUUUAUACCGAAUAAUCUGAGACCCUACAUUCCUCUGCUUUUGGAAUCCAUUUUGGAAUGUCCUGUUAAAAGAAAUGAUCAACUCAUUCCUUAUGAACAGGUUGUUGAAGAAUUACAAGGAGAUACUGUAGCAAUUAACAUUAAAAUAGGUUGCGAAGAUAGAGGUAGAUUUUCAUGUGGAUCCUUUAGCCACAGUGUCACUUUCUUGCUUCAGUUUGAACCUGCUAAAUACCCUAAAGGUGUACAGUGGAUUAAAGAGCUUUUGUACGAAACUGAAUUAACACCAGAAAGAUUAAAAAUCAUAGCCGCAAAAAUGAUAAAUGAUGUUGCCCAGGCAAAACGAAACGAAAACAAGGUUACUGGUGAUCUUAUGAAGGAUUUAAUAUACAACAAAGAUAGCAAUCACUUCGCAUCGAGUAUGUUGCGUCAACAAAAGUUCUUGACGAAGGUAAUGGAGCGAUUGAGCAAUGAAGCUGAUCAAAAAAAGGUUGUGGCAGAGAUCGAAGAAGUUCGCAAAGCUCUAACCACUCCAAAGAACAUGGUCCUCUACAUAGCGGCUAACGUGGAUAAACUGGUAGCUCAAAUUCCUGACAUUUAUACACCAUGGAAUACGCUAUUUGCUAAUAUGGAUAACUGCGAGAAGUCAAAGCUUCAUGUUACUCCUGACUGGUUUCUAAUGAAGUCUCCUGACAGUGAAUCCAUUAAGGGUUGUGUAACUGGCCUAGGUUGUACAGAAUCUGCAUUUUUCUCUCAGUGCAGCCCUGGCAUCAAGGAUUUUCAAAGUCCUGAUCUGGCUCCAUUACUGGUUUUUUUACAGUAUUUCACACAGAUGGAAGGUCCAAUGUGGAGACAAGUUAGAGGGCAAGGUCUAGCUUACAGCUAUAGCAUAUUUCCGAAACCUCACGAUGGGCUUUUAUAUUUAACCUUUUACAGAGCAGCCAAUGUAGUAGCAGCAUAUAGGGAAUCCAAAUCUAUUAUUGAAGCACAUCUAUCGGGUGAUAAAUGGGAACGUUUACUAUACGAAUCGGCAAAAUCAUCUCUAAUUUUCGAAAUGAUUGAGAAAAGAAUGAGCAUCGGGGACGUGGUGACCGAAUCAUUAUUAUGCUAUUUCCAGAACAUAACGCAUGAAUAUGAUUACCAGAUGGUGCAGCGCAUAUCGGCCGUAACAUUAGAAGAUAUGAGUCGCGUAGGAUCGCAAUAUAUAAAGCGAUUGUUCGAUCCGAAAGAAUGUAAGACCGCUAUUGUCUGUCAUGCAUCAAAAGCUGCUGAGAUCACUGAAGGUUUCAAACAAUUCAAUCUUGAGCUGAAACUUUAUAAUACUCUUGAAGAAAGUUUCUUAAAUGAUUGGUAAAAAGAAGAAUAAUCGCGUUGAUCAACCUAUAUAUUCGACUUGAAUUAUUGGAAAACGUUCUGCCUCAAAUUCCAGUUCAAUUUAUAGUAUGUUUUAUGAAAUUUGAGUCAUAGAUUCUGAAUCUUUAACAUUUAAACUUUUAUAUAUACACUGAUGCAAAGUUAUACUGAGAACCUAAAAAAAUGUAACUUUGUAACAUUCAGAAUGAAGAGAAUUAUAAGAAGUGCAUUUUUAAAUAAGAUACAAGAGAAACACUGCA